UGGGAUAUAGUAAAUAAACAAGGCUCUUCCUGUCAGGCCUCUUAGAGCUGUGGAUUAUUUGAGUUAAUUGGUUACAUUAAGGUUUCGGGAAGGGCAGGUUUAGUGAGAAAAUAGCACAGGAAGGCACUGUAUAUGCAGGGAGUAGGUAAUAUUUGCAUUUUUUUAACCUUGAGAAUUGAAUUUGCAUGCUGCUAAUAUUACAACCAUCAUUUUCUCACCACUUUGAGAAUAUAUUAAGGUUUUGUGAUUUGUAUUGUUCUGUAAGGGAAAGCAAACUCAAACAAGAUGGAUGAAAACAAGGUAUCUGGUGGCAAGGUAAAGAAAUCUGGAAAGAGAGGGAGAAAACCAGCAAAAGUAGACUUGAAGGCCAAGCUAGAACGAAGCCGGCAGAGCGCAAGGGAUUGUAGAGCACGGAAGAAACUUCGCUAUCAGUAUCUUGAGGAGUUGGUGUCCAGCCGAGAGAGAGCAAUCUGCGCUUUGCGGGAGGAACUGGAGAUGUACAAGCAGUGGUGUACAGCAAUGGACCAAGGAAAAAUCCCAUCUGAAAUCAAAGCCUUGCUCAGUGGGGAGGAGCUCAACAAAUCUGCUCCGAAUUCUGGAAAACCGCACAGACCUGGCAAAACGGAUCUGACAGAAAAGUGUCCCUGAAUCCUCUCUCAGCACUUUCAAUUUUGAUGGCCAGUGUCAAAAAUAGAAAAGAACAGGCUCUCAUUGGAUGGAUUCUGUACGGAGGUCAGCUUAGCCUUUGUUCCAACACUCACAGGGCUGAGCCUUGAUGGCUGAUUAAGUCAAGUUCUAGUGAAGUCCUGCUUGAAAACUGGAGUUUUGGAGACAGCUCAUUAUUACCCUGAUUUCCAGGGGGAAAAAGUUAUUUUGGUGAAACUGCAACUGAAACACUAUUUUGUACAAUUCAAUCUGCCCUGCUCUGCUUUGAUAUAAAAUAACCCUUUGAGUGCCUGAGAUACAGAGUGCAAAUGUUAGCAUUUACUUUAUCAACAUGUUUUUCUUCUCAUUUUAAUCUUACAAAUGGUCUCUAUUAAGAAUGUGGAUCCUCACGAAUUAAAGGGAAUAACAUGUACAUCUUUUGUUAAUGGCUUUCACAAUGUACCAGAAUGUGAAGGGUUUGCCUCUGUAUUUUUAUUUAUUUUUUUAAUUCAGAAUUUACCAGAAAGCUGAUUCCUUUGCUGCACUCUACAGUAAUCGAUGCUAAAGUAUUUCAUUUUGGAUGCUUUAGUUAUAUAUUUUAUGUUCUUCAAGGUUUCUUCUGCAGUUAUGCCUACCCAGAUCCAUCUGGCCUAUCCAGAUGUUUGCUGCUGGCAAUCUGCGCUUAGUGUCAGGUUUUCAUAACGCUAAAUGUAUUGUCCUACUAAAUAGCUUUACACAUUAUUCACUAGGUGGAUAUCUCUUGUAGGAACAGCAAUGCAGAGUACGACAUUAUAUUCUUGUAGCACAUCCAAAAGGUUUACCUUAACUACCAGUGCUAUUAUCAAAUAAUUAUGUCUAUUUUUUUGUAAUGUUUUGCUGACACAGUGACUUUAAAUUAUCUUGUUGCUUGUUUAAAAUUUACUUUCAUUUACUGCCUAGCACUUUAGAAUUUUAAAGGGAUGUUUUCUUGAAGAUAAGCUUUAUUUUAUUAAACCUAACUUGAAAAACC
Pelobates fuscus (common spadefoot toad) is the source of this 1654-nucleotide messenger RNA. RefSeq names its product cAMP responsive element binding protein like 2 (gene CREBL2). The transcript is spliced from 4 exons. NCBI's taxonomy places the organism in Eukaryota, Metazoa, Chordata, Amphibia, Anura, Pelobatidae. The coding region runs from base 286 to 648 and encodes 120 amino acids. Gene Ontology annotation, molecular function: DNA-binding transcription factor activity. The record is from RefSeq and is a predicted model, not a curated record. Gene Ontology annotation, cellular component: nucleus. Gene Ontology annotation, biological process: regulation of DNA-templated transcription.